CAACUCCCCAAGGCAGGAGGGGAGAAGCUCGCGUGUAAAUAAGGUAUAGCACCACCACGCUCCGAUCGGAUAUCGCAGGCGCCGGCCCGGUGCGCUAGCCAAAAGCUUCUUCCCAACCUGCCCUGCUUCUCGUUUUCUUGUUCUCGCUCAAACUUGCUCAAAGCUUCCACGCGGCGGGCGGCUUGACAACGCAGCUGCAUGCAACAACGGCACGCCACCACGCGCGCUCCGGAGCCUUUCGACCGCGCCCACGACGUCAACCACCACCAAAACUGUUGUCUUGGCCCUCCUUCUUCUGGGCUAUAUUAAACAUCGCCGUCGCGCCAUUAUUGCUGUUCCUUAGACUUCAUGUCGCCGCCGUCGCCAUGAACAACUACGCAAACUGGGGUGCGCUUCUCGUACCCCAACAACGGGGCCCAGCUAACAACAACGUCAACAACGUCAACAACAAUGGUAAUAACAAUGGCAAUAACAAUGCUGACGGGGAAGGAGAGGGUGAUUUCGUCAUGGACUUUGACCUUGCGUUCGACGAAGAGGGCGCCGAUGCUGCUGCUAGGCGUGCUCAGCAGCUGAACCACCGCGCCGCUACCGCUGCUGCAAUUGCGCCAGACAUGCUACUGCCGCCGCCGUUCGCACCUGAUGCCGAGGCGAACCGACACGGAGCUGCUCCUUCGCCGCCUCCGGUCGAGGAGCGUGGUCUUAUCGAUGAGCAACAUGACCACGAUAACCAAGAGGACAUCGGCCUUCACCCUGACCCCCGCUAUCCAGUCUUUCAGCACGUCGUCGACGCCGAUGAUAAUGACGAAGAAGAAGAAGAAGAAGAAGAAGACGGUCUUCCGCAGGAGGGCCCACCACCUGCUCCGCCUCGCCCCGGUAGACCUGAUGCCGAACCAGCUCAGUUAAUGCCGCCGCUUCACCUACCUCACCGCGCGCACAUCGACGCUCUCAGGGCCGAAAUGAUAGAUAUCCGUGGCGAGAUUCACGACCUGCGCGCCCGGCUGCAGAGGCAGCCGCUGCCGUCCGCGGCCGGAAUUCUGGCUCUCCAGCGUGAGUUGCGCAGACAGCAAGUGGCGCUGUUCACACUGCUGCGCGAACACGACGCGCUGCGCUUCCAGCGUGUGGCGGGCAGAAUGCCUUGGGAGGGAGGAGGAGGUGGAGGAGGUGGUGGUGGGGUACCGAGGAGGCCCAGGCCACGUGGGAUGAUACCCCCUCCCCCGCAGCCACUCCCACGUGGACGUGGACCCGGCGUCCACCCGCCACCCCCACGUGCUGGUGCUGUUGGUGCCGGGCUCAACCAUCCGCCUCCGCCGUGGUGGAUGGUCCCGCCUUCACCGCUCCCGUCACGCGACCCGUCUCUGUCGUCGUCCGAACGUUCGCAGUCCCCUCGUGACCAUGCUCGACGCAGCAGGCCGGGCACGCCUCGUCGUCGCAGGCAGCGCCAGUUACUCCAGCUUCAUGGCCAGGGCGCUCAAGGCCUUCGCCAGAUUAGUCCGGCGACGCGCGUUAGACUGGGAGCUGAGCUGCGCGCGCAGCACGAGCUUCUGAGACAGUUGGCCCCGUUUGGGGAUGCGCAGCCAGAACUUCAGGCUGAGAUUGCGAACUUGGAGGACAUUCUUGCUGGUGGAAGGAGGUUCGAGGGCGCAUUCGGACGCGGCGACAACGGCAACGGCAAUGAGAACGACGGUCUCGGAAUUGGCAAUGAGAACAACGAUGGCAAUGGAAACGGCAACCACACUAUCACCAACAACGCUCGCAACAACAACAACAACCCUCGCAAUGAGCAAGACGAAGAAGACUUCCGCUUCCCGCUUCCCGGUCAGCCGGUCGACGGCCCCGUCACUAUCAAUGACGAGCAAGGCCCACGCUACCUCGUACGCCUACUCACUCACGACACCGCAGCCGCCGCAGCCAUAGCGGCACGCGGCCGCGCGGCGCUGACCCGUUUCGAAGAGGGCGCGCGCUGGGCGUUGGUGGAGGUGGCGCUGGCAGCCGGAGCGCUGGAGCGCAUGUCCGCGGGCCCGAGAGGCGUCAUCUGGGCCGUUGCGGCUGGACGGGACGACGUUGUGGGCGCGCUGGGCGCGCUGGACGAGGCGUGGAGCGUGCUUGGGAUUGGAGAGGGCGGUGCCGAGGGCAUGGUGUUCAUGAUUAGGAAGGGCGGGGAGAGUGAUGAUGGCGAGAGCGAGGGAGAGUGAUGGUUGUUGGUGAUGAUGAUGGGAGGUGGUGGUGGGUGGGGGCUGUUUGGCUUGUUUGCAGCCUGCUCGGGGCCUGCCGGCGCGGGUGCGGUUGCGGUUGCGGUUGCGGU
Molecule: messenger RNA, 2302 nt
Organism: Aplosporella prunicola CBS 121167
Lineage: Eukaryota; Fungi; Ascomycota; Dothideomycetes; Botryosphaeriales; Aplosporellaceae
Exons: 1
Coding region: 366-2192 (608 amino acids)
Biological process (GO): actin filament polymerization
Cellular component (GO): actin filament; cytoplasm
Molecular function (GO): microtubule binding; actin binding
Source: RefSeq, a predicted model, not a curated record